AUGGCACGUAAUGUAUCAUACAUGCUUAAUUUGUAUCAUACAAGUAAGUAUGUGAUAGAGAACGGUAGCAUCAACACUUUUUCGAAUAUGCCGGAUGAUGGUUUGUUUGUCGAAGAAAGGUUGUCAUAUGAGGGAUUGAUUAGUAAGAUUUGUAUGACACUUGGUUGGGAUCCAGCACACGUGAAACUCCACCUUUCUUUGAUUUUCGAUAGUCCCGGUAGUAGCCGUGCAGUGAAGAUCAAAAAUGAUUCGCAUGUAGAGUUCAUGAACCGUGUAGAUCCAAUGUCAUGUUUGGAUUUAUACAUAGAUUUGGAAGAUAUCACUCAAGAAGAAAGAGAAGCGAGUUUGGAAAACGUGUCAUUUGGUGGUUUUCCAAGGGGGGAACGUGCUAGUACUUCUCGAAACCGUGAUGAAGAGGAGACACCUUUAUUUGCACAAAAUGACUACCGGGAAGAGUCGGAUUCCGACUACAUAGCUCCAAGUGAAAGCGAAGAAGACUGUGAUGUCUCCGGAGAGAGUGAUUUUGAAGAAAGUGAUGAUGAAAGGUUGGAAAAUGAGGAAAGAGAUUGUAAUCUAUUGGCCCGACGCCAUAUAUAUAGUAAGAUGGGGAACUGGGAUGCCUCAUGUAUAGACAAGGAUGAGUUUGCUCUUAAGAUGUGGGAUGAGACGCCCGAAGGAAUGGACAUUGGUGUUUGUUUCAAAUCUCAAUCAGAAGCAAAGCAUGCUGUGAAAUUAUGGAACAUCCAUCAUAAAAGGGAAUAUACGAUCGCCGCGAGUAGUCCAAGGACGUGGGCUGUGCGGUGCAGAACAUUUAAUGUGAAAAGUGAGGAGGUGAACCACCAUGUGAGUGGAAGAUGCGUACUCAUCAGGAGAAAGGUUGAGGACAACGUAGAUUAUACGGUAGUCUCGGCACAGAAAGAUGUGAAGAACUUAUUGAAAGUAGAUGUACCAUACAAAAGGGCGUGGCACAGGAGGAGGAAAGCCAUAGAAGCGGUCUAUGGUGAUUGGACCUCGAAUUUCGAAGAACUUCCACGCAAUCUUGUGUCGCGUUAUAAUAGCAAAAAGGUGAAGCGGUUAUGUUGGAAGAUGGGCACAACGCUUUCAAGAGUGAAAUACAACCAUAUGAGGGCAGAGCUUAUUGAAUUCAAACCUGCUGCAUGGGAGUAUCUUCGAGGGAUUGGAGGGAGUAACUGGGCUCGAUCGAAAGCCGGUCUUCGCCGUUGGGGCAUAGCGACAACCAACAUUUCUGAGAGUUACAACAAUGCGUUGAAAGGGAUCCGUUUUUUACCAAUUAGAGCCUUGAUCGAUGCAACCUUUCGCAAAACUGUUAAAUUCUAUAGAGAAGAACAAUUGUCUGCGAGAAAUUGCAUGACACCGAUCCCUCCUGAGUUAUGGAAAAAAUACGAGAAAAUGAAUGACAAAGAAGCCAGUUUUGAAGCCACCCCUUUCGAUGGUGAUGAUGCUAUGUGGCGUGUUGUUACUGCCACACGCCUAAGUGGCAUGGAUGGGUCUCUGCAUACGGUGAACUACGAUGAACAUAGGUGUUCGUGCAGGAAGUGGCAAGAGUACCGGAUGCCUUGUACGCACGUACUCCAAGUUUGUCGGAGAAAAGGGGAUCGGCCUAUUGAUCUAUACCAUAGUGUGUGGCGCCUUCCAACGUGGCGCAGACAAUUUGAGUACACGGGCUUUGUUCUGGUUCCCGAUGAGGAACAAUGGCCGAUGGUCAAUUGGAACAUCAUUCCGAAUUAUGAGCUUCUUGUGUUGCAUGCGGGACCGAGACGAAGCAAAAAAGGAGACAUAGAAUGCAAAUGGAUUACAGGGAUACCGGAGCCGGGGGAAAUGUUGGAGAUGUGGACAACUAGGAUUGAAAUGGCGACGCCGGCGUCAGGCUCGCAAUAUGACUAUCAACCUAAACAUCUUCACCCAGGACCUAUACAAGAUAAAAUGCUAUAUCGUCAAACAAAGUAUAGGUCCCAAGCUGUCUAUGAGAACAAGAUACCGGACAUUAAAAUAUUCCGCCUCAAGGACCGUAGGUACGACAGCGAUUUUUGGGCGUUAUACAAAAAUACGGCACCGAAGGUAUGGGCGUAUGAGCGGAUCGAGAGGAUCGCGCCACAAAGAAAAGGAGUAGAUUAUUUGAUUGAUGAGACCGCUCCAUUAGCUCAGCGGUGGGAAUGUAGGUACACCUACGGCGACGCCCCAAGGAGCAGCACUCCACCUUUUAGAGAUCAAUUAACAAGUCUGCGUGUUGAAGAUGUCCUUCAUAGACUCCCUGAUUUCUGUACACAAGGCCAAGCCAUUUGGACGACUAGGUGUUGGAUGUUCUGUUGGGCUAUUAGGGAACUCCACGAGUCGGGCAGAGUCGUAAGACAAUUUGGAUACAUACAGGAUGUUCCCAAGCGCCCCAUGAUUAAAGAUAACGCAGCAUUCCUUCUCGAUCACGCCCACAGUAUGUCUGGGUAUCCUAGCAAUAAUUGGGUGGACCACCUUUCCGCAGUACGUCGUCAUUGGAAUAGGAGAGAAGAGUUCGUGCUACGAGAUUUGGAGGAAAGAGAUCCUGGUUCCGUAUAUGAGGGGUACUAUGAAUGGUUCAUGGUGAACACUGUCAGACUGAUAUCCAAUCCUGAUAAUUAUGAACCUCGAGGAUACGAGACUUCUUCGUGCCGCGUGAAAUUAUAUGGUGAAGUAUUGAACAACAUUCGCGUGAGUACCGAGAGGUUUAGAGAAAAACGAGAAGAUGAUAAUCUCCUAGACGAAGAACUUGACAAGCAUUUGGACGAUAUCAUCAAUCAAACACAUGCUGCUUUAACCUUGGGCGCAAAUGAUGAGAUGGAGGUGGAGGAUACCCAAAUCCUGGUUGAUGAAGAUACAUCUUUGCCCUCACAACCUCCGCCGGGUAAAAAAGCGAAACCGUGGUCGAGAGAUAACAUUGGAGGAGGAAGAAAGAGGAAGGUCACAAUCCCCCCUCGGACAUCGCAACAACAAACUGAAGGUCAACGAAAUGAGGAUCAAGCACAUUCUUCUCGAGGUUCGCGCAUCCAGGUCGAGACUCAUUUUGAAGAAGCAGGUGGACCCGAGACUCAGUUUGACCUUGGUGGACCCAAGACUCAGUUUGGUGGACAGUCGCAACCACAACCGGGAGUCAAAUUUCUCACCAUGGGGGAGUCCCAAUCCCAACCCCAAAUCGAGGCUCAGUUUGGUGGACAGUCGCAACCACAACAGAGUUCAAUACUCACGUAUCUUAAGAAGGGAGACAUGAUUCAUCAGGGCCCAAACAAAUACACUCUGGAUGCGCACAAUAAAGGAAAAGGGAAAAAAUGA
Messenger RNA from Oldenlandia corymbosa var. corymbosa, 3321 nucleotides. Lineage: Eukaryota; Viridiplantae; Streptophyta; Magnoliopsida; Gentianales; Rubiaceae. The record is from the annotation of a GenBank genome assembly.